AUGGUGACUUCAUUGAUGCUUCAUUUACAUCUAACAGCACCUGCAGUAGCUGGUGUUUCUAGUAGUAUCAUUUUGCUGCUCAAGUUGUUGUUCGGUUUCAGAUUCUUCAAAGAUGAAGCACUUUAUCAAUCCAGGUUGUUUCUUUUUCAAUUAGGUCAAAUAGCUUUCAAUAGUGAACCUCAAGUUUCAUACUUAGCAAGAAUGGAACGUGCUUUAACAUUAAUCUUUCCAACAUAUGCUACUGUCACCACUUCUAAUUCAACUUCUUCACCAUCAAAUCACGAGUUGCAAAAUGAACAUGAGGAAAUGUUCCAUUCGCUUUCAAUACUCACACUUUGA
Molecule: messenger RNA, 339 nt
Organism: Vicia faba (fava bean)
Lineage: Eukaryota; Viridiplantae; Streptophyta; Magnoliopsida; Fabales; Fabaceae
Source: the annotation of a GenBank genome assembly